AUGAAAGCAAACAAGGUAGCUUGCAACGGCCGCGGAAGAGGAAGCGUUUGGCGAAGCGGCAGUUUGCGCAAGCAAACGAGCCUGGCCACAUUCUCUUCCUCGCAAACGUACUUGGGCACCUUACAAUCCAACACCAUACGGGCUUUGGAAACGCGGGCAGCUGCUUCACAAGGACCCCCCUAUUUCAAGAAGAAGCGCACGGAGAAGAAAAUCUCCGAAGUGUACGGCAAAAGGGUUACAUCUUUCUCGGCGCUCGAGGCGCCUGUCGUUAUCUCUGCACGCGUCAAUACACCGCCCGUCGUCAAGAAGCCUGGCGUCAAAAUUCAAGAAGCCGUCGCUCCCGCGGAUGGCGAUGCCGACGACAGCUGGGUGCUGGAUUCCGGUUCCCAGUACCACAUGUCUCCCGAUUCUACGUGCCUCUGGAACUACCAGAGGAUCGACGGUGACAUGUUCGUUGAGAUCGCGGAUGGUCUGUGUCCGAUGCCUAUCUUUGGCACUGCCGGCUCGGUCAUCUGA
This is a messenger RNA of Volvox carteri f. nagariensis, 516 nucleotides long. RefSeq lists its product as uncharacterized. The record is from RefSeq and is a predicted model, not a curated record. NCBI's taxonomy places the organism in Eukaryota, Viridiplantae, Chlorophyta, Chlorophyceae, Chlamydomonadales, Volvocaceae. Bases 1 to 516 code for a protein of 171 amino acids. The transcript is spliced from 3 exons.